Molecule: messenger RNA, 1552 nt
Organism: Benincasa hispida (wax gourd)
Lineage: Eukaryota; Viridiplantae; Streptophyta; Magnoliopsida; Cucurbitales; Cucurbitaceae
Product: fructose-bisphosphate aldolase 1, chloroplastic
Biological process (GO): glycolytic process
Molecular function (GO): fructose-bisphosphate aldolase activity
Source: RefSeq, a predicted model, not a curated record
GCUUCUCAUUUGUGGCCACGGAGGCAGCAACCAGAUCAGAGAGCGUUGGUGAAGAAACAAAAAAGAUAAGAUUUUUCCACCUUACCUUCGUUUCUCAAGACUCUGUGUUGAACCCUUCUUCAAUUCAUCAAUGGCAUCUGCUUCUCUUCUCAAAUCCUCCCCUGUUCUCGAUAAGUUCGAGUGGGUUAAGGGCCAGUCCCUCCGCCAGCCCUCCGUCUCCGUUGUCCGCUGCCACCCCACCGCCGCCCCUUCCACUCUCACCGUCCGUGCUGGCUCUUACAAUGACGAGUUGAUCAAAACCGCCAAAACUGUGGCGUCUCCGGGACGUGGAAUAUUGGCUAUGGAUGAGUCUAAUGCGACUUGUGGAAAGCGUUUAGCUUCAAUUGGAUUAGAAAAUACAGAGGCUAACCGUCAGGCUUACAGAACUCUGCUGGUCACUGCACCAGAUCUCGGCAAGUACAUCUCCGGUGCUAUACUCUUUGAAGAGACUCUCUACCAAUCCACCGUUGAUGGUGAGAAGAUCGUCGACGUUUUGGUCAAGCAAGGCAUUGUCCCUGGAAUCAAAGUUGACAAGGGUUUGGUGCCACUUCCUGGUUCCAACAAUGAAUCAUGGUGCCAAGGUCUCGACGGCCUUGCUUCUCGUGCAGCUGCUUACUACCAACAGGGUGCUCGUUUCGCCAAAUGGCGCACAGUCGUGAGCAUCCCAAAUGGCCCAUCAGCCCUCGCCGUCAAAGAAGCCGCCUGGGGCCUUGCUCGCUAUGCUGCAGUCUCACAGGACAAUGGGUUGGUUCCGAUUGUGGAGCCAGAGAUCUUGCUGGACGGUGAGCAUGGAAUUGACAGAACUUUUGAGGUAGCACAGAAAGUUUGGGCAGAGGUAUUCUUCUACCUUGCAGAGAACAAUGUUCUGUUUGAAGGAAUCCUUUUGAAACCAAGUAUGGUUACUCCUGGAGCUGAGAGCAAAGACAAAGCAAGCCCUGAGACAGUUGCAAAGUACACAUUGUCUCUUCUCCAAAGAAGAAUCCCUCCAGCUGUUCCUGGAAUCAUGUUUUUAUCAGGUGGGCAAUCUGAGGUAGAGGCUACAUUGAACUUGAAUUCCAUGAACCAAGCACCAAACCCAUGGCAUGUGUCCUUCUCAUAUGCCAGAGCUCUGCAGAACACCUGCUUGAAAACAUGGGGUGGCCGGCCGGAGAAUGUGAAAGCUGCACAGGAUGCUCUGAUUCAACGAGCCAAAUCGAACUCGCUCGCCCAGCUUGGAAAGUACACCGGUGAGGGCGAGUCCGACGAAGCCAAAGAGGGAAUGUUUGUCAAGGGUUACACAUACUAAGCUUUUCUAUAGAUCAAGAAGAUGAAGAAGAAGAUGAUGAUGGCUGAAUUCGGAGACUAAUUGCUCUGUUUGUUAUGUUUAUGAUGAUGAUGCUUUAUAGCAAUUUAAAAAGAACAAAAAAAAAACUAUUUUUGUGUAUUCUUAGCAGCUUAAUGAACAUUUUGUUGAUGAUUUUAGUUUAGUUUGUGCUCUUCUCAAUCCUAUGUAAGAUGCUUGAAUUUGCAUUAA